AUGUCCCGUUUAUCAGAUUAUCGUCUUCUCUGCUUCGAUGUCUACGGCACACUCAUCGACUGGGAAAGUGGAAUCAUCACCGCACUCCAGCCGAUCCUCCAACACAGCCAGACCGAGUUCACUCGGAAGCAUCUACUGACCAUCUAUCAUGAGCUCGAAAGCGAACAGCAGCGCCUUACCCCAGACAAACCAUACUCCCAGCUUCUCUCUACUAUACACCCCCUCCUGGCCCAUAGACUAGAACUACCUACUCCUAGUGAAGAGGAAAGCACCCAGUUCGGCGAGUCAGUGGGCUCUUGGCCGGCCUUCCCCGAUACUGUGGAGGCCCUGCACCGCCUACAGAAGCACUACAAGCUCGUGGUCCUCUCCAAUGUCGACCGGGCUUCCUUCGCCCAGUCCAACGCUGGCAGUCUACAGGGGUUUCCCUUUGAUCUGAUUAUUACCGCUGAACACGUGGGCUCUUACAAGCCCGACGCGCGGAACUUUGCGUAUAUGAAGAAAGCUGUACAUGCAGACUUGGGCGUUGAGCCGGCACAGAUCUUGCAGACGGCACAAAGUCAGUUCCAUGAUCAUCAGCCCGCAUCUCGGGCGGGAAUUCGGUCAGUGUGGAUCGAGAGACCUGGUGCCACGAUGGGGACUGGAGAGGAAGCUCCCAUUUUUGAUUGGCGCUUUGACACGCUGGGUGAAAUGGCAGAUGCCUUGCAGAAUGAGGAUUGA
Messenger RNA from Penicillium pulvis, 717 nucleotides. RefSeq names its product putative haloalkanoic acid dehalogenase. The coding region runs from base 1 to 717 and encodes 238 amino acids. The transcript has a single exon. The record is from RefSeq and is a predicted model, not a curated record. NCBI's taxonomy places the organism in Eukaryota, Fungi, Ascomycota, Eurotiomycetes, Eurotiales, Aspergillaceae.